AUGCUUGAUUACGAAAUCCAUAAGGCUUUUUGCUCCUCUAAAUGUCAUGUUGAAUAUCGGCAAUUAAGUUGGGAACAAGCCUCCAACCUAACUCAAAUACAAAUGUAUCCUCCCCAACUUGAUAUUUCUAAUAAAAAAGAGGGUUUAAAAAGAGAAGUUUUAUUUUGGCGAGAAUAUGCUAAGGAGUUAGAAAAGAAAUUGGCUAAUCAGAAUAAUUUAACUCCUGAGGAGAAACAACAGGCUAAUUACUUAAAGAAAUUACAACAAAAUACCCUACAAAGUGCCGAGAAAUCUUAUAAAGAUAAAUAUGGAGAAUUGAAAGAGGAGAGUAGUGAUAAAGGAAAAGGAUUAAGUGGAGGAGUGAUUGCCUUGAUAGCG
Racocetra fulgida is the source of this 378-nucleotide messenger RNA. NCBI's taxonomy places the organism in Eukaryota, Fungi, Glomeromycota, Glomeromycetes, Diversisporales, Gigasporaceae. The record is from the annotation of a GenBank genome assembly.